Messenger RNA from Callithrix jacchus (white-tufted-ear marmoset), 4078 nucleotides. NCBI's taxonomy places the organism in Eukaryota, Metazoa, Chordata, Mammalia, Primates, Cebidae. The record is from RefSeq and is a predicted model, not a curated record.
AUGGCUGCCUCUGGGGACCUCGACCCCACCUACAGUGCCACGGACCUGCCCUCUGGCUUCCCGGGGGUCUGUCCCGUCAGGAUCCCACCGCCCGCCCCGCCCCGCCGUCCCGCAAUCGCCCGGAGGUCCUGUGGCAGCCGCUCUGAAGACGACGCCGUGCGGCUCCCGCUGGGCCCCUCCCUCGCCAGCCCUCUCCCUCUUCCCAGGAACCCGCGCCCCUGGAGGACUCCCCCGGGCCGAGUGUGCGUGUUUCUUAAGAGGCCCCGGGGGGCGCCUAGCGGGCCGCCCGGGGCUGGAGGGGGAGGGCGCGGGCGGGGGCGGCUGGCGCCAGGCGGCCGAGGCUCCACAACAAAGCUCCGGCCCUGUCACUUCGCAUCGGCCGGGCCCCGCAGACGGGCGGGGGACGCGCGCUCGGCCGCCCCUCCCUCUCGCAGGCGGUCUCCGACCUGGGCGGUCGGACGGGCUCCCGGGGUGGUGCGCGGACAGUGCGCCCGCGCUUCCCGCAACAGCGAAAGGGGGAGGGGGCGGCCUGGGCCGGGUGGGGCCGCGGUCCUGAGGCAGGCGCGGCUGCCCUUCCGUCCGCUGGCCCCGCCACCCCUCGAAGGGUCGAGGGGCACUGCUGGGACCUUCCCCAGGUUGAGCCUCCGAGGUGGCAGGGGGUCCCCGCCGCUUCCUCGUCUGUGUGCGAGGCCGGGGUUGCGUGAGCCCGCGGGCAGGGGGUGGCAGAAAGAUUGGGCUGUGCGGCCGUGUGGCAGAGGGGACGACGGACGUGCGUCCGAGUCACGGGGCGCGGGCUGCAGACUGGCUUCAGCGCUCGCUGGCAGACGAAUGUGCCCGGCUAAGCACAGGGGACGCGCGUGGCCCCGUGCUAUGGGCAGCUGUGAGGGUGCCGCCGGGCGCGUCGGUCUCCUCCUGGACCUGGGGAGUGUGGGGGUGAAGGACACUCCCCAGACAGAGUUGAUUCCCAUCACGGCUUCCCAGCCAUACAGCACCUCCCGGAGCCCUGGCGCCAACCAGCCCGGUUUAGCGGCCCGGCCGGCUCCCCCGCGGUCCCAGGUCUGGCUGGGGUGGGGGCUGCGGCCUCCGUGACCCCAGCCCGCAGCGGCCCGGCCCGUCCCGUCCACUUAAACAAAUUGCCGCUGACAGGCGCGCAGUCUCUCUGGAGCCGCCGCCCGCCUGUCGCCUCCCUCCUGUCCCAAUUAUCCCGCGCAGGGUCGGCCAACUGCUUGGGAUGGGGCGGGGGACGCGGGGAGAGCGGGCGGCCGGACUCCCUUCUUGUUGCGGGGGUGGCCCAGGGUAGCGCCUCAGCAGCCACGGCCUGUGUGGCCCCGUCCCUCAUCAUCCUGGCGGAUGCGAGGGCAAGGCCCAGCCUGGCCUCUGCGGGCCGGGAAGGGUGUCGCUCUGCACCUGAGGGCGAGAUCACGCGGCCUGCAUCCCCGCUGGACUUUGGAUGACUUUCCCAGAGUUCUGGGGAGCCCGGUAACCUGGGAGCUGCAGACGGCUCACUGGCUCGGGGCCGCGGUUCCGCUGUGGCAGCUGUAUGCUUGGGACACCUGGGCCGCAGAAGUGAGGUGCGUGUCUGUGAACCUUCGUGCGUGGAUGUGCAUGGGGCAAGAUCAUGGGUGCGGGUUUCUGGGAUCACGGGAGCGUGAACGGGGGGGCGCUCUACUGAGUGGCUUGUGAGAGGGGGUAGAGGGCAGGGAAGGACCCCUAGGACGGGCCCACCUGCGACAGAGGGGUGGGACUGCCGGGGCGCUUACAGGCUCUGGGUUCGCAUUCGGAAACGCUUUCGUAGGGAGCGGGUCGGGAUUCCCUGGAGCAGCGUGGGGACGGCGCCCCACAGUCCCGGGCUCCAGCUGCGCAGCCUCUGCCCUCCUGAUCCCUGCCUGCUAAGAGGCUACCUGGCUUGGCUAUCAACUUCUGCACCUCGAACCUUGGGUUUGCCUCGUGGACCCGCAGCUUCCUCUUUGCCUGCUUCUGCUCUGUGUUGCACCUCCGGGAAGGGCAUGCUGCUCUCUUCCCUCUUUACACUGAGGACCCUGAACCCCAGAGGUGCAGUCAUUCACCCAAGACCACGUGCCUGCUGGUGGCAGAGCUGGGAUGGGACCCUGGGACCUUAAAGAGAGCAAGUCCAAAUCCACUCCCAAGAAGGCGGUGCUGCUGAGCUGCCUACCCCUGCUCUUACAGCAAGGUGAUCCUGAGAUGCCAGGGCCGCCACCCUCCCCUGGGCUCUUGCUCUGAAUUCAAAACAUACAGGAUGCACUGUCCCUUUGCCUCUAGAGUCUCCAGUUCUAGGUCUGCAGGAGAGGGCUGCCUUCCAGCUAUACAGGGCAAGGGAGCAGCUGCCAAGGCAGUCUCUCAGCCCCAGCCGGAAAGCCUGAUGGAGUGGGGAUGGAGGUCAGCUGGGUCAGCAUCCUGGAUGGGAUAGGGGCAUAGGACGGGAAGCUCAGCUCUGAUUUGGGUCCCUCUAAGGGAACUGGCCAGGGUGUGAAGCAGCUAGGUGCAGGCAGGGAUCGGUUCACUAGGUUUGUGACUUUGUGACCUUGGGCUAGGCCCUGCCCUACUCUGGGUCUCAGGCUUGCUUGCCAUUUGUAAGAAAUGAGGAUCAAACAGAACUCUCAGGUAUUUUCUAGUUUUUGUGAGCCCCUGAAUUGUGAAAUAAAACCUUACCACUGAGAAACCAUAUCCAUGUCCAGACUGGUGGCUGCCUGCCUGGCCUCUGCUCGUUUACAGAAGGGCUGGCUGGCUCUGGUGUUCGAGCUUGUGUGCUUGCAUCAGCCUCAGGCCCACUGGGCCUUUUCUCAUCCUAGACAGUACCCUCGCUCCUUCAGUUGCCACCCUGGCUCCCACUAGCCUCUUUCCAGAUCAUGAAGAUAUUCUUCAUCAAAUUGAGAGGAAGUCCAUAGUAAAGUUGCCCGUUGACCAGGUAGUGCCGAGAGAAUCGGAAGGUCACGUGGAUUCCUAAAGGUCCCCUGGUCCGGCCACAGUGUGAUUCAUGCUCUGAUGCCCUCCCAGGUGAUGCCACCAUGAGGUCUGCUGGGGCUGGAGUGAGUCCCAGAUUGCCCUGGAUGUUAUCGGUAGAGGAUAGGAAGCAGCUGCUCAGGGGCCAGUGGCCAGUAAGGACCCCACCCUGGGCCCAGCUCUCACUUCCAGCUGAUUACAGGCUAUGGCAGGCUCCAUAACCUCCCCAAUUAGCCGGAGGCCAGGCCCAAAGCCUUUCUGAUAACCUGAGCUCUAGUGGCAGCCGCCGUGGGGCCAGCUUAUCUGGCCUCUCUUAUCCUCACCCUUCCCCCGCAUACUCAAAGAGUUGCCCUGGCUUCGAGCAGAUGAAUAACCAGAUUGUCCUGCAAGCUCAGCCGGCAAGUCCAGCCCUACACCCACCACUUUCCCUGCCUGGGGGAGGCCACAGCUGUUUUGCCCCCGCUGGAGGGGAAGGGCCAGGCCAGGGAGGACUCCUGAUUCUCUAAGCUGCCAGCCGGUUCCCUGAAUGGCUGAGAGAGCCCCUGGCAGCAAGGUCUCUGCCACAUCCAUGUUUCCUAGGGUGGUUUCAGAGGGGCUUAUGCUCCCUAGAGCAGGGGGACAGGCCAUGGGCAGCAUGCACAGGUAGCCUGGUAGCACUCUCCUCCUUGUCCCUUUUUGACUGAAACAUGGCUUAGCUGGUGGUAGGGGCAGUGCCAGGCCCAUCAAUAAUUCAGCAAGAUGGGGAAAAGCUGCAGCUCCUCCAGCAACCCCUAUUGCUGGGGCCAGGCUUGUGUUCCCAGCAUGCCUCAGUCUGGCAUGUGACUUCUCACCCUGCAGGUGCCCAGGCUUAGACCACCCUGUGUAGGAUCAUCUCUCAGCCUACGGAGUCUAGUGGGAUUCAGCAACCCUCCACCUGUGCCCCCAACGUGCCCAACUGAUCUGGCAGAGUGAACUGAAGAUGAGGGCCUCUUGGGCACCAGGGAUGGGAUGGGUGUGUGUGAAGGGGGCAGGGUCCCCAGGAGCAGCCCCAGCUUUGGCUGGACAGUUGCAUGGGAAGGCCUGCUUGUUUGUGAACUCAACUUUUCUAUGGCUGUUCCAUUAAACUUAACCCAAACCA